GCCGCCUUCCCGCCCGCCCGGCACUGCGGGGCUGGAGGCUGAGGAGCCGGAGCGGAGGCGCCGCUCCUCCGGCGGGCGGGAGGAGAAAAAGUCAUCAUAGGUUUGGUGUCUUAGAAUUAUGGAAUCAAUUUCUAUGAUGGGAAGCCCUAAGAACCUCAAUGAAACUUUUCUACCAAAUGUGGCCAAUGGCAUCAAAGAUGCCAGUAAGAUCACAGUAGGCAUCAUUGGAAGUGGAGACUUUGCAAAAUCAUUGACCAUUCGGCUGAUCAGAUGUGGGUACCAUGUUGUUGUAGGAAGCAGAAACCCUAAACUUGCUGCAGAGUUCUUUCCCCAUGUGGUUGACGUCACUCACCAUGAAGAUGCAGUAACAAAAACAAACAUCAUUUUUGUAGCUAUUCAUAGAGAACACUACACGUCUUUGUGGGACCUCAAGCAUUUACUCGUUGGUAAAAUUCUGGUUGAUGUCAGCAACAAUACAAGAGUAGACCAAUAUCCAGACUCCAAUGCAGAGUAUUUGGCAUCACUUUUUCCAGAUUCCCUAGUUGUCAAAGGAUUCAAUGUCGUUUCAGCUUGGUCACUCCAGUUAGGACCAAAGGAUGCCAGCAGACAGGUCUAUAUAUGCAGUAACAAUGUUCAGGCUCGCCAUCAAGUUACUGAGCUUGCUCGUCAGCUCGGUUUUAUUCCUAUUGAUUUGGGGGCAUUGUCAUCUUCAAGAGAGAUUGAAAACUUACCUCUGCGACUCUUCACACUGUGGAAGGGGCCUGUAGUGAUUGCCAUUAGUCUGGCAACAUUUUUCUUCAUCUAUUCUUUCAUCAGAGACGUAAUCCAUCCAUACGUGAGAAAUCAACAGAGUGACUUUUACAAGAUCCCAAUUGAGAUUGUCAAUAAGACUCUACCAGUUGUUGCCAUCACAUUACUCUCUCUAGUGUAUUUGUCAGGACUUAUUGCAGCUGCUUAUCAGCUUUACUAUGGCACUAAGUACAGGCGAUUUCCACCUUGGCUGGACAACUGGCUGCAGUGUCGAAAGCAGCUUGGACUGCUCAGUUUUUUCUUUGCAGUGGUGCAUGUGGCAUACAGCCUUUGCUUACCUAUGAGGAGAUCAGAGCGAUACUUGUUCCUCAAUAUGGCGUAUCAGCAGGUUCAUGCAAAUGUUGAAAAUUCUUGGAAUGAAGAAGAAGUGUGGCGAAUUGAAAUGUAUAUCUCCUUUGGAAUAAUGAGUCUUGGGUUGCUUUCUUUGCUGGCAGUAACUUCUAUCCCUUCAGUCAACAAUGCUUUGAACUGGAGGGAGUUCAGUUUUAUUCAGUCUACACUUGGAUACGUUGCUCUGCUCAUAAGUACUUUCCAUGUACUGAUUUAUGGAUGGAAAAGAGCUUUUGAAGAAGAAUAUUACAGGUUUUACACACCGCCAAAUUUUGUUCUUGCCCUUGUUCUGCCUUCCAUUGUAAUUCUAGGUAAGAUCAUUUUACUUCUGCCAUGCAUAAAUAGGAAACUAAGGAGAAUUAGAAGAGGAUGGGAGAAAAGCCAUGCAAUAGAAGAAACAAGUGGGUCCAUUCCACACUUCUCUCCAGAAAGAAUAACUGUGAUGUGAUGGAAGACUACAAUUUGUUAGUACUAUUGCAGAUGUUUGGAUUUUUCUCUGUUGUGUUUUUUGUCAAAAAUUUGCAUUUUCAGGAGUUUAUGUGAUGUAUGUGUAAAGUCAGUGUAGACUUCCUUGGCAUACUUACAAGCCCUCAAUGGGUUUAUGAGAAAUUUAUAAUUAGGGAAUUACUGUUUUGGAUAACUAUAAAAAUACUUUGUUUUGAAUUACAGAGGGCAGAUAAUCAUGAAAUCAGACUUUUUAAUGCUCCUUUGCUCAGUUGUAUCACAACAGUAUUUUGUUAUAACAAUGCUUUUGAGAUAUUUGACUCAGUGAGUGUGUCAGAGAGCUAUGUCUUAAUAUCGUAUUUUACCACAUCUGUCAUUUAAACCACACUUCUGGGUUACUGAGUUCAGAGUACUGACUAAUAGAGUUAAUAAUUUAGGAAGCAUUCAGAUUUUGAAGCAACUGAAAUAAAAAAACUGAAAUGUG
Phasianus colchicus (ring-necked pheasant) is the source of this 2068-nucleotide messenger RNA. It is a transcript of the gene STEAP2, whose product is annotated as STEAP2 metalloreductase. Lineage: Eukaryota; Metazoa; Chordata; Aves; Galliformes; Phasianidae. Gene Ontology annotation, molecular function: ferric-chelate reductase (NADPH) activity; cupric reductase (NADH) activity. Gene Ontology annotation, biological process: copper ion import. Gene Ontology annotation, cellular component: plasma membrane; endosome. The record is from RefSeq and is a predicted model, not a curated record.